Molecule: messenger RNA, 6701 nt
Organism: Cynoglossus semilaevis (tongue sole)
Lineage: Eukaryota; Metazoa; Chordata; Actinopteri; Pleuronectiformes; Cynoglossidae
Gene: cobl
Product: cordon-bleu WH2 repeat protein
Exons: 19
Coding region: 581-5179 (1532 amino acids)
Biological process (GO): actin filament network formation; actin filament polymerization
Cellular component (GO): ruffle; neuronal cell body; actin filament
Molecular function (GO): actin monomer binding
Source: RefSeq, a predicted model, not a curated record
AUGAAAAAAAAUAAUCAAGCUUUUAAGAAACAGUAGCAUAAAAAGUGUUGUUUAAAAAAUCUUGGGACAGAUAACUAUACAGGUGAGAUUAUGGCAGUUAAAAUGAUGGCAUGCAAUAGUGUUUGAUAUGGUUUAUUCUUUCGUUUUUGUGACGAGUUACAUGUACGAGUUUACAUGUAAUUAUACUACACAAAAUGAAAGAUGUGUUUUCUCUUUAUAAUUUUACACUAAGUUCUUCAUCCAACCAGCUUCUACAGGUAAAUUAAUUUUGUCCAUCUGUAGCCAUCAUCUGAUCAACACUGCUGGUUUGGGACAUAGAGUUUUAUUCUGAAACGCUGCACAGGAAGUGAUAUAUAUUACUGAUACCGCCGUGAAAUCGCUUAGUGCAACUCAACCUGUGGGCAUACCAUUAUAUCAAGUGGAUUUGACGGGGAUCUUUCAUGUGAAGAUGAAAGAUAAAACUGCUUUCACCAAAGUGAAAACUGAAUGGAUAAUCGUCUAGUAUAAAAAGCAAUUGCGGAUUCUAGAAGCCCUCUGUAAGAACCGCUUACGACAGAAGUUGGACUCGGUAAUCACAGCAAUGUCCAACUCCUUCAAACCGCCUCUAGGGAAGAGAAUGAAGGGACGUGCUCCACUACCACCACAGGUCCCUCAACCUUCUUCUCGCCACAUCUUUAGGAAAGCAGAUGGGGAAGGUUCAUCAGGCACAGAUGUCAAAGAAAACAUGCUAAAACCCACUGUGAAUUUCAAGCUCACCCUACCACAAGGGUAUCAGACUUAUGUAACUGAGCAAGGCAGCAAGGCGCUGAUGGAUCUGUUGGUGGAGCUGUGCAGCCGCCACCACCUAAACCCAGCACUGCACACACUGGAGCUGCUCUCGUCCGAGGGCCACCCUCUGGGUUUUAAACCCAAUGCCCUGCUGGGCUCCCUGAAUGUGGCCUGUGUUUUCAUCAAGGAGAAAGGCCGAGAGGAGAAGGUGGUGAGCAGACCAGCACCAAGAGUGCCAGAGAAAACUGUUCGCUUGAUGGUGAAUUUCCACGGUACCCAGAAGGCAAUAUUGAGGGUAAACCCAUCGGUACCACUCGAGGCCUUGACCCCUGUCAUUUGUGACAAGUGCGAGUUAGACCCUGUACACGUCCUGUUUCUGAAGGACAACAUCAGUCGCCAAACACUACCACUGGAAAAAUCUCUGUCAGAUCUGGGGAUCAAGGAGCUGUACGUGCAUGACAAGAGUCAAGUUCUGCAGCCUAAAAUGGCUUCAGCACCUGCCCUGAACUACUCAGACGACAGUUGCUCCAGAACAGAGAAGAAAGGCCUCCUGGGUAUUUUCCAGUUCAGCAGAAAAAAGAACAAAACAUCUGUGGACAUGGAUGAUUGUGAUGAUAAAGCAAUCGAAUACCCUGAUACAAACUCUAAUGGUCUGUCCUACACCUUGGGUCAGUCUCAGUCAGUCACUAACGUGUCCAAGAUGUCUCCUAAGGCCGAAAUAAAGAAGAGACGGGCCCCAGCACCUCCUGAGGCUAUGACAGUGACCAGCUGUGUGAGAAAUCAGAUUGGACUUGCUGUAGAAAGUCAACAAAGGAAAAGAAAAGCUCCAGGUCCCCCUCCCAACUUAUCUGCUACCACCCUGGGAUCUGAUGACAUUUCAGCUUCUGCCAGUCCUCAUUACCAUACUUCUGAGACACCAACCUCAGGCACCAAGUCGGCAGAGUCAGUCCUUGCCUCCUCUACCAUUGUGAUAAUGCAAACAAUUCAACCGGUCCCCACUAAAACACCAACACAACCUACACCCACCAGCUCCCCAUCCACAGGUAGCAGCACCACAGACAGCCUGGCUGUCCAGGAUUCCAGCUCUGAAAAUGAUGUUUCAGACGAUGAUCUGGAGAUGGACGGUUCUCAAUGCAGCACCCUCACCAGCAGCACAGCCAGUGGCUCUGUUCAGGUCCAACCCACUGAGAAAAGCUCUAGCUACAGGAUGGAGAAAGUCAGCACAUUUGCCACCAAAUCGAAUCAGGAUUCGUCUUCAGCCAGCAGCUCCCGAUCGGAGACUGAGUCAGCACUCAACCUGAAAAUGGAAGAAGUUGAAAACAACAGACAAAGUGCAACAGGAACUCCUGAUCAACAAGCACCUCCUAAACCUCGACGUUGCCCAACCCACGGACCACUGCAACAUGUUCCCUCUGCCUCAUCCACUCCACCCCCGCUUUCCCCUCCCAUUGAGUCUACAGGAAAUAAAUCCCCAGAGAGUCCUAUAGAGAUGGAAGAAACGGCACCCCAGUCUUGGCUCCACUCCAUGCAGAGCUCUGCAGUCAGGGGACACAAUGAUACUGAAACGCCUGAGGAGGAAACUGUAUCCCUCAACAGCAGCAGUGGUAGCAGCUUGCCAGACCAAGGUUACGCUGCCUCAGAGGGCAUGGCAGAGGGUGAAGACUCGGGCAUUGUCAGUUCUCCAACUGACACCCAGCCCACAUCUCCAGAUGGGAGUUUGUCUCUGGAUGGAAAUAGCGGAGGCGGGGGAGAAAGACUUCUGGGACCAGUCCGGGACAAUUCCAGUGACAGUGAUGAGGGAUGUGCCACCUGGGGAUCAAGAUGCAGGCACAAUGGCAUCAACCUAGAGGCAAAGUGCAAAAAAUCAUCACAGAGAUAUGAAAACGACCCGAACGUCACAGCCAAGGUCCAUCAGACUUUGGUAGAUUUUGAAGCAGGACUUUCAAACCACAUUGAUAUCGCCUCUUUUAAGGAGGCUUCCUAUAACGUGUCCACAGACAGUAAUGAAGUGCCAGUGUCUGUAGUGGACAUGGAUGUGCCAGUCACAGCCAUAGAUGAAGUUCUGGAGGACUAUGAAAUGAACAUUGUUGAAAAUGAAGGGACAUUGGUGAAAAAGACCAUAUCAGCUGGUAGCAAAGGUCCAGAGUUUAGUCACAAGCUCACCUCAGAACUAAAGAAUAAGAACAACAAUGCUCACACAGCUAAUGAUAGCAGCAAAAAAAAGAAAACUACUAAGCAGCCACCUCAACUCAAGCAGCAUGGGAACUCACCACUGAACAAGUCUAGUGUUGAUAAAGAGGAAGAUAAGAUAUUAGAGAUAAAAAGCAAAGCCAGGACUGAUUCAAAGAGUGUGAAAGAGGAUAAAGGAGGCUCAGAAUCACUAAUGAAAUCUCAUGUUGACAGGCAGAAACACAGCAAAAGAAGGAACAGCAGACCUGAUGGUAUCAAAAGCGAUGUUCAGUACUCUCAAGAGAGAAAACCAGUUCUACCACUAGAAAGCCAGAUAACAGAAAGAGUCAAAGAGUCACACAGUAAAAUCACUCAAAAUGUUUCCUCACGCUUUGGUAUGAAAACUUUCACUGUGGUUCCUCCAAAACCUUCUGUUAUUCAUGAUGAUACAGAAAACUCAUUAGUCACAGAAAAUAAAGGUGCCAUUAAGAUCGAUGAUCAAGGAAAUAUGGUUAAAGUUGGAACAAAUACAGAACAUUUUGGUGGUUUAUUGGGAUUUGAAAAUAAUGGCAACGAGCAAACUCCUCUCCUUGGAAAAGCCAAAGCUUUUUGGAGUGUAUGUCAUGAAAGGCAAGAAAGUUUAGUGGCUCCCAGCAAAAGUAAGUUGAAUAAAACCAAGGAAAUCACGGAUGAACCAAGAAGUACACUAAUUAUAAGUUCAGACAAGACAUGGAGGAAUAACAAUACGGAACACCAUCAGACAGCAACAACAAAAAGUGUGGCUUAUAAACCCACAGAGAGAGUCAAACCUGCAGAUACUGUUAAAGAAGAAACUAAAGUAUCAACAAAUGACAUCCAUGUUGCAAAGGAGUUAAAGGUGGAAGGCAAGACGACAGUGUCCAAAAAUAUCCAGCAGCCAAGUAAUAAAUCUCUUCUUCCAGCUGCACACCUCCCAGACCUGAACAGAGACCUGUCUUUUCUCAAACCAGCGAAGCGAACGUCAAGUCAUUAUGUAGCGUCUGCCAUCAAUAAAUACACCCCACAACCAACUGCUAAACCAAACCCUGUCCGUCCUGUCUCUGACUUCUCUGUUUCUGUGAAAAAUCAGAGCACUGUCGUCCAGAGAUCUGCACGGUCUAUACAAGUAAAUCCACACCAGUCUUCCCAGUCAGAUAAUAAGCAGAGUGACUCUACUUCUAAACCCGACCCUCCUUGUUCCAAAAGGUCCAUAAGUUACCCAGAGUAUAUGUCAGAUGGCCAGAGAGAUUUUAAAGAAUUGAAUGCAGAAAGAGGAAUAUUUAGAACUUGUGCUGGAUCCUCAAAAGAAAGCGUAUUCACACUGGAAACAGAAACUGUCAAGAAUAAGCAGAGUCAUUAUAAUGGCCUGAACCAAAUAGAAGUGACCGCCAACAAUGACAGAGACAAUAUUAGACGUAUUGGUCUCAGAAGCGCCAAGGCUGCACCGAGCAGCUCAACUCACUCUCCUGUUCAACCACACACUGCCUCUCAGAACACUGCCUUAAAUGACACAAAAGACACUAUCAAGGUAGCCAAUCGUAUAACACCAGAUGAUAGAUCGCAGCCUUCUGUCACAGUGUCUGACAACUGUAUAUCACAGACAGUGACAGUGUUUGGGCCAAUUAAAAAGUUCAGGCCAGUGAUUUGUAGAUCUGUAGAGAAGGAAACGUCUCUGCACAGCAGUCUGAUGGAGGCGAUCCAGACGGGGGGAGGCAAGGACAGACUCAAGAAGAUUUCAACUUCAGGUUCCAGUUGUAUGAAAAAGCAUCCUGAUGUUGAAGAUGAGAAUGAAAGGUCUGCUCUUCUGGCUGCCAUUAGGGCCCAAAGUAGCUCAGACCGUCUGAGGAAGACCAAAUGUGAGGCAGCUGAUGAACUGGACAUGUUCAGGAAGACAGCAUCACUGAAGGAGAGCAUCUCAGAAAGUCCAUCCUCUCCCUCCCCUUCUUCUGCCUCGGCCACUUCAACUACUGUCUGUACCGCACCACUACCAGCAGCACCACCUCCUCCCCCUCAUUUGUCCCAGGGUAAACCGAACCCUGUUGGACGUCCAAGUGUUAGCUCAGCCAUGAACCCUGCUAUGGCCAGAGAAGCAAUGCUGGAGGCCAUUCGCUCUGGAUCUGCUGCUGAGAAGCUAAAAAAGGUUGCUGCGCCCACAAAGACGGUCCAAGUGAACGGACGACUGGGAACAAUGAGAGCAACCUCCCCAGCACUCCCAGAGCAGUGAGAGGGAGGGUCGCCCCUCCACAGCUUCAUGCCAUUGUGGUUUUGAAGGGUGCAUAUGUAAAAUCUGAGUUAUUAUGUUUGAGUCGUGGGCGUUGUGCCUUAGACUUUUGCUUUAUGUUGGUUUUGCAAGGUGGGAAGCAGGAAGAAUGACUAUGAGUUUCCUUUUAAAACAUUUCUUUUGUGAAGGGAAUUAUUCUGUCUCUGCAGCCAAAUCCCUGUGUUUUCUGUCUAAAAUGGUGAAAUAUUUGCCUUUCUUUUUCCAUACAUACAUACAUAUAUAAAUAUAUACAUAUAUUUAUGCAUAUAUUUACAUCCUUAGCUGCAGACAAUAGAUUUUUUUUCAAUCAUUUUGUUGAUCUUUAACCUGUUGUUGUUGUAAAACAUAUCUUGCCAUGUGAAUUCAGUAGUUUAAACUGAAGCCUGUACAAACAAACCGUGUGCCAACAUAAGUUAAUCCAUAUGGAUUUUCAGAUUUUGACCACUCUAUAUCAUGGAUGCCUUAUACUGCUCCUCAGUGUUAUGUAUAUGUAUAUGGUGUUUGCUUUACUACUUCUCCGCUGCUUGCUGUAACUAGAUCUUCAGAUGCUUCCAGAAUUGAGCAACCUAAUAUUUGUUAAACAAACUAAGAUUGUAGAAAUCUUAAAAAUACACAGAGGCUACAAAAACAUGGACAAAUCUGUGCCAGAUUUGGUUCCUGAUGCCAACUUGUACAGUUCUUACUGAUGACAUUCUCAUUAUUGUUUUUGUCAUAGUUCCUGACCGUAUUUUAAAAUGGACACCGUCAUCUGGUUUAAAAGAGAAGUGUUGUUUUGAAGAAAUUUGAUGGAGUAGAGUCAAUUUUCAGCUGUUGGUCCAACUUAGUUUCUUUAGAUGAUAUGAAUAGUUUGUGGAUGGACUUAUUUAUUUAUCUUUUGAUAAUAUUAUAAUAAUUCCACACAUUAAUAAAUUAAAGUUGCAAAACUAAAUAUUUAUCUUUAAAGUAACUGGUCAUUGUUUUACUCAUCAUUUAACUUUAAAUGAUAAAAAGUAAAGCAAAGUAAUAUGCUCACAGGUUCACACUAUUUUCCUCUAAAUAGGAAUUUCAUUUGCAUGAUGUUCUACGGUAAUUAUCCCACAUAGAUUGUCAUGUUUUUCUCUUUUUACUACCAGGGCUUUUCUUUUUGCAACUGGAUGGCAUUAAUAUUCAUAUACAGUCUAUGCUCCUGUCAGUUGCGCUGUUCAUGAGUAGUAUGUCAGACAUGAUUUGUUCCUGAUCCUACAGAAAGUUUUAUCUGCACAGGUGAGAUUUUUAAUAAUACUUCCAAUAUUACGUGUUAGGAUAAACAGUCACUGCUUUAGUCCCGCUGAAGUGAUGUUAUUGUAUGAAUGGUACAGAAAUGAUGGAAGUCUGAUGUUUACCCUGGAACUGUAGAUGAAGGAGAAAUGCACAAAUUCAGAUUUGAGUGUUUGCUGCUGUUCGGCUAAGCAAGUUAGUUUUAUAGAGAUUUAUAAUAAUUUAUAAGUAGAUUCAGGACUUAUUUAAC